Molecule: messenger RNA, 269 nt
Organism: Hymenoscyphus albidus
Lineage: Eukaryota; Fungi; Ascomycota; Leotiomycetes; Helotiales; Helotiaceae
Source: the annotation of a GenBank genome assembly
AUGCAGAAUCGCGGAAGUAGUGUUCCUCGCUUCCGGAUGAAACGAACGUUAAUUUUGGGACUUGGUCAUGUAUUAUUUCUCAACUUUUCGAUGAACAAGUCAGGAAACCUACGAAAUGUAUGUUGGUUUAAUUCACAAGAGUUGUAGAAACAAGGUGAUCGCCUUCCAAGCCUCGCAACCGAAUUGGAUAUAGGUAAGUCUUACUCUUCAAUUGCCUAUUUUGGAAAAUGAAGGUAAAAUUAAAAGGAAUAGUGAGUGUAGUGUGUUGA